Messenger RNA from Ostrea edulis (European flat oyster), 1913 nucleotides. Its product is annotated as ADP-ribosyl cyclase/cyclic ADP-ribose hydrolase-like. Gene Ontology annotation, cellular component: plasma membrane. Bases 111 to 995 code for a protein of 294 amino acids. Gene Ontology annotation, biological process: positive regulation of B cell proliferation. Gene Ontology annotation, molecular function: phosphorus-oxygen lyase activity; NAD+ nucleosidase activity. The transcript has 8 exons. Lineage: Eukaryota; Metazoa; Mollusca; Bivalvia; Ostreida; Ostreidae. The record is from RefSeq and is a predicted model, not a curated record.
CAUUCAAAGCGAGAUUACACAAUGACCUAUUUUCUUCCGGGAUAGCUAGAUUAUCAGGAAAUAGUGUGGAAACUUGCAGUCACCGUCGUUAGGAUUGAUUUUAAAUAAAUAUGAUCUCCUGGGCCCUCCUCGUGGCUUUUCUACCCCUGGUAAUGACCCUCUCACCAGCGGGAAAAGAGUUUGUGGGAAAAUGCUUGUACUACCAAACAACCAUCAACCCUGAACCAUUUAAAAACAGAAUGAAGAACUGCUCUGAACUAUGGGAAAGUUUCCGAGAGGCCAUUGCUUUCCAGUCUCUUUGUCACGUGGACAGACAAAGGUUCGUUCAGUUCAUUAACGACAGUCAACAUGACGUACCCCAAAGCAAGUUUAUCUUUUGGGAACACGUGUACGAUACAGUGAUGAAGUACAGCUACAGAGGAAAACGCACAUUCUCCAUUGCCGACACACUCACAGGUUUCCUUGGUGACACAAAGUUUUGUGGUAGUAACAGCUCUGCUGAUGGCGUAGAGCAGGACCGCAGUAAAUGUCCAGGAUAUGAUCAGACUCCCAGCUGUCCUUCGUCCGCCGAGGCUGCUUUCUGGUCCACCUCCUCUGAAUAUUUCUCCAGGUCAGCGCAUGGUGAGGUAGAACUCAUGUUGAAUGCCUCUUCACCCGCCCCUAUAACCAACGAAUCGUACUUCAGUCGAUGGGAGCUGCCCAACCUGAGAGCCCCCCGAGUGACCGGUGUCCGGGUUCUCUUUGCCCACAACACUGCCUUACCUCCAAGAGAGACGUGUAGUGGUCCUUCUGUACAGCUGGUCAAAAACGUACUGAACACAAACGGUGUCACAAAAGUUACAUGUGAAGUUAAUCCAAGUUCUCUAAGGUUUCAGCUGUGUUCAGAAUCCCCGGGGCUGCCUAUCUGUAAUACCUGCGACACUAACGGAACUUCAACGCUGUACAGACAGCAAAUAUCAUUUAUAUUAAUUGCUUUUUUCAUAUAUAUGUUUUAAUAUCUCUUAAAGUUUUAUAAAUCUAAAUGGUGAUUUUGAGUUUUCAAAUAUGAUGGAGAUUGAUCACUGUUCGUUAUCUUCGCCUUUCAUGGAGAAUAGCUUCAUAGUUAUAAAUAUAUAGUGCAAAGUUUUGCUGUAGUUUCAUAUUUUGAUUCUGUAUUGUCAAUCCAGGAUUUCAAACUCACGAAAACGGGCUAUUUUUGUAUUCAUAUUCUAUGGUAGAGACUGUGAAAUCGUGCUAAUCAUCGAAUUGCUUUCAUUUCUGUGCAUUGAGACUAUAACUCUACAUCUCUUUAUGACAAAUGGAUGACAUCAGCUUCUCUAUCGUCAACUUCCCAUAAUUAUAUAGCAUAGCAAUACUCCAUUACCCCCUGCAUAUGGUGUUUCUGUCUCGCAAUUGAUUCGAUACGCGAGAUCAUGUUCUGCGUAUGAUCAAUAUUAGAAUUAAGGCAAGCUACUGACAAAUAAGUUGAUGUUACAUGGCUUUCAACAGUCAUGUUUGAAUUCAGCGUACAACUUGUCGUUAGGUUCAAUGCUGUAUGACGUGUUUAUAUCAAUCGUUAAGCCGUUCUUUAAAUAUCGAUUUUGUGGAUUUUAUAAAGUAAGUUCAAUACAUUAGAAGAAUCUGAAAUAUUCAUAUUGUAAAAGUAUUAUAUAUGUUUGAAAAUAGCUUAUAUUAUUUCCAUAGUAAAAGCAACAUGGGGGCUACAGUUUUACCCUCUAGUUGUCCGUUAUGUGCCCAACAAGUUGAUAAACUCCCCAUAAGAGAUUUUCUGGAAAUACUGGACCAACCACAUAAUGAUACUAUUUUUUUCAUUUCACUACAAAAAUGUUAUAUCGUGAAGUAUGCCAUAUAGAUAUUUGACGAAAAGCAUACCAUGUUUUCAUCCAAUUGAUAAAAUACACAUUACACAUGUA